Hemicordylus capensis (graceful crag lizard) is the source of this 6474-nucleotide messenger RNA. RefSeq names its product zinc finger and SCAN domain-containing protein 16-like. Gene Ontology annotation, molecular function: RNA polymerase II cis-regulatory region sequence-specific DNA binding; DNA-binding transcription factor activity, RNA polymerase II-specific. Bases 268 to 1746 code for a protein of 492 amino acids. NCBI's taxonomy places the organism in Eukaryota, Metazoa, Chordata, Lepidosauria, Squamata, Cordylidae. Gene Ontology annotation, biological process: regulation of transcription by RNA polymerase II. The transcript is spliced from 5 exons. The record is from RefSeq and is a predicted model, not a curated record.
UGGAAGUCCAGAACUGAGAGCACCUGUACUUGAAUCUUUUUUUUUUUUUUAAGCGCUCCCCUGCUGCUCCCUCUUGCAACCAGUAUUCAAAGUGGCUAACCAGAUGUCUCAAAGAACGUCAUAAGCCGCCCAUGAAGGCAACAGUCCUCCCUCACGACUUACACCCCCAGCAAGCCCUGGAGCAGUAUUCAACGAUAUACCACCACUGAGCAUGGAGGUUCCACAGAGUCAUCAAAUCAAAGGACUCUGGGCUUCCAUGCCAGGGAAAUGGCUACUGAGAAAAGGGGAACGGUGUCCUUUUGCCCCAGUUUCCAAAUUCCAGGAAUCAAAGCAGAGAAGCAGGACACGGCAGGACCCGAUCCGGGGGAGGGAUCCAAAGGAGCAAGGGAAACCCCUCGUGUUGUGAAGACUGAGGGUCUGAGGGGAUUUCUGCAGUGGGCUGCUCCUCAGCAAGUGAAAGAGGAACCAGAUGCCAGACGGCUGCCGUGCUGGGAUGCCCAGUGGCAGGAGGUCCUGAAGGCGGUGUGCUCCCCUUGCCCAGGACGGAGGCUGCUGGAGUCCACGUCGGAGAACGAUGCAAAGAUGUUACUGGGCCCUCUUGUCAGCCUGGCUGAGCACGGUCAGUGGCCCACAGAGGAGAGGGGGGGUUGGGUAUUGCCAGGACCCAGCCGAGAAGCUUAUCAGACCUUUAGCGAAAUAACCUCCGGAGACAGGGGAGAGGACGGGAAUCCUGUCAGGAGGAAGCCCAGUUGCCAACCCUUCCGGCAGUUCCUCUACCAGGAAGCGGAGGGGCCCCGGGAGGCAUGCAGCCGGCUCCGGGAGCUCUGCUGUCAGUGGCUGGAACCGGAGAGACGGAGCAAGGAGGAGAUUUUGGAGCUGGUGAUCCUGGAGCAGUUCCUGGCUAUCCUCCCCCCGGAGAUGCAGAGCUGGGUCAGGGAAGCGGGACCAGAGACCUGCUUACGGGCAGUGGGUCUGGUGGAGGAUUUCUUGCUGAGGCGACAAGGGGCCAAGAGGCUGAAGCAACAGGAAUUGGGGCCAUAUGAGGAAGUGGUUGUGAAUUUUCCAAAGGAAGAGGAGGAAACUCAGAUGGACCCCGAGGAAAGACCCCUUGUCAGGGAAGCCCAGCAGGAGUGUGCUGCGGAAGAAGGUCUGCAAGGAUUUGGUCCUGAGGAGAAAGAAGAUCGGGAUCAUAUAAAAAUAAUUGAACAACUGGAACCCAAUGAGAUCUCUUUGCAGGAAGCUGAAAUUGACGUCAUUCCGAUCCAGAACCAUGCAGGAGAAUUCUGGGAGAGCAAAGGGAGGAGGCGGACAGGAGAGAAACCUUACAAAUGCUUGGAGUGUGGGAAAAGCUUCAUAUAUGGGUCGGACCUCAUUAAACAUGAGAGGACCCACACAGGGGAGAAACCAUUCGUGUGUACAGGCUGUGGGAAACGCUUCAGCCAGAGCUCCCACCUCAUUUCCCAUGAAAGGGUCCACACGGGAGAGAAGCCCUACAAGUGCUUGGCCUGUGGAAAAAGCUUUGGCUGGAGAUCAGACCUUGUUAGACACCAGAGAAUCCACACAGGAGAGAAGCCGUAUAUAUGCCCAGACUGUGGGAGGAGCUUCAGUGCAAGCUCAGACCUUACCCGGCAUCAGAAAACCCAUGUGGGAGACAAGCCCUAUAAAUGCCCAGUUUGUAGAAGAACAUUUAGUCAGAGAUCGCAGGUCGUUAGCCACCGGAGAAUCUGCACAGUGGGGAAUUGCUGAAACUGGAACCAUGCACUUACAAAGUUGCCUUCUUGAGAUUCUUUAAGGAUCAGUUUUUAAUGUGAUCUGUUGCCUGAAUUUCUGCCGAGUGGGAGCACAUUCUGUGCUUGCUUCAUUUUCUGCACUUUGUUAAAGAGAGGUGUCAGGUACAUUUAAAAAAUAUAAGCAUUCAAAGAUCUGUUCACACAUGGAAAGGCUGCGCCAUAAGCAGUGGGCACCAGGUGGUACAGGGAAGCAUGUGAGGUGGGAGGGGGAUCUUGCCACCCCACUGACAUCCCAAAAACCUGCUGCUGGAUGCAAUCGUCUCAUCUUUCCUCAUGAAAGGACCGGCCCUGCUUAGCUCUCUGCUUAUGCCCCAAAAAUCCGACAGAAAAAGUGGAUUGUUUUUACCCCAGACAUAAAUCAGGCUACUCUCUAACGCACAAUGAAAAUCUCGAAUCAUGUCUAGAGUGCUCCCCAAUAGCUCACAGGUACUUCGAGGUAAAUCUGGCUAAUAUGUGAACACACACCCUCCAUUCCGGAGGAGAAGCGAACUAAAAGCCCCAUCUGGAAAUGCUCCAGGUAGGGCUGGGAGAAACUCCUGCCUGAAACCUUGGAAUGCUGCUGCCAGCCAGUGCAGACAGUACUUAGCCUGAUGGACCAAUGGUGUGACUCAAUAUAAGGUUGCUUCCUAUGUUCCUAAGACCUCAUUUGGAGACUUAGCUUUUGGAGACCUGGGGAAGGGAGCUAAAUACGAAAGCCUAACAAUAACACCAGCAACUCACAAGAGAAACAUUUUAACAAGACACUCCCCAAAAGCAAAAAUAGGGAUACCAUAUACCAGCAAAAAGGGAUGGCUAGAACAUACAAUCAAGUAGCACCACUCUUGGGACUUGAUAUUGGAAAAGUAGUUCCAAAGGGGCUUGUUGCAGAUUCCUCCUUUGUAUUCAUUAAAUGGUGUCAACAGGAAUAAGGUCCCCACCCCUCCAGAAUUGGCCUGAAGUCUCCAGAAACAUAGGCAGCUGCCAUAUACCGAAUCAGACCAUUGGUCCAUCUAACGCAGUCUACCCAGACUGGCAGCGGCUUCCCCAAGGCAGGCAGGAGUCUCUCUCAGCUCUAUCUUGGAGGUGCCAGGGAGGGAACUUGGAACCUUCUGCAUGCGAGCAGGCAGGCAGGUGCUCUUUCCAAAGCGGCCUCAUCCCCUAAGGGGAAUUUCUCACAGUGCUCAUACAAGUAGUCUUCCAUUCAAAUGCAAACAGGGCAGACGGUGCUUAGCAAAGGGGACAGUUCGUGCUUGUUACCACAAGACCAGCAUCAAUCUCCGGGGCAUUUUUCACACAGGGCUUAUAGCUCACAUCUCUUCCAGAAUGGAGGGUGUACAUUCAAUUACUGGCCAGAUUUACCCCAAAGUUCCUGCGAGCUAUCGGGGAGUACCACACACACGAUUUGGGUUUUUCAUUGCGUGUUAAGAGUGUAGCCUGAUUUGUAUCCAGGGUUUAAAAAUCCACUUUUUGCACUGGGUUUUUUGUUGUUUUUGUUUUUGGCAACUUUGAGCUUGCAGUGAAGCCUCGCAAUAAACUCAUGCAGUGGGGGAAAUAACUUGCCUAGGGAGCAAGAGGUUGCUCACUGGUUUGAAUUCCCGCUGGUAUGUUUUCCCAGACUAUGGGAAACACCUAUAUUGGGCAGCAGCGAUAUAGGAAGAUGCUGAAAGGCAUCAUCUCAUACUUCGUGGGAGGAGACCAUGGUGAACCCCUCCUGUAUUAUAUGAAAGAAAACCACAGGGCUCUGUGGGCGCCAGGAGACGACACCGACUCAACGGCACAACUUAGUUUGCUGUGUGAAAAAUGCCCAGGUGACUCUUGAAUGCAUUCAUGGAGAUUUGGAUGGAGAUUAGGGGAAAUAUUGGGGCAGUGGGAACAUCCAGGAAUAGCUUCAGUUGGAGUUGGCAACUCUAAAUGUUGGAAGACGCUUGAGUGAUACAGCCAAGCACAUAAUACUGAGUUAAACAUUGCCUAACUUGUCCUUUCAAUGACAAGUUUGAGUAAUUUUCCUCAUCAUGUCAGCCACUAUUCCAAGUGAGGUAGCGGAGUGCUGUGCAGAUGGGAAAUCAAAGCGGAGAAGCAGUUUUGGGCCAUGGUUUGCCUGUUGUUCAUCUGAGAACUCAAACCAGGAUGUCUGUGUCAUGGCGGGGGUGGGGGAGGUCUUAGCCAUGGUUAGCAGAAACCAUGGUUUCAUUACAACUGAGGGAGGGGCAGCGAGAAGUACCUUUUAAAAGUCCUUGUCGGGGAUACCGCCUGCUCCUGCAAGCUGUGGGGAGCAGCAGCGUGCUAUCUGGCAUUCUGCAUGGCAGCUGCCCCGUCUGCUGCACUCACCUGGCCUCUAUGCAUGCGGUACAUGCGUGUUGCUGACCACGCGAAUGGCUGCCACGCAUGUGCAGAGGCCAGGUGAGUAGUCACCAAAAGGGAUGCUGGGCAGCAUGGUGCUGCUCCUCAUGACUUGCAGGUACAUAGGAACAUAGGAAGCUGCCAUAUACGGAGUCAGACCAUUGGUCUAUCUAGCUCAGUAUUGUUGUCACAGCUUGGCAGCGGCUUCUCCAAGGUUGCAGUCAGGAAUUUCUCUCAGCCCUAUCUUGGAGAUGCUGCCAGGGAGGGAACUUGGAACCUCCUGCUCUUCCCAGAGUGGCUCCAUCCCCUGAGGGGAAUAUCUCACAGUGCUCACACUUCUAGUCUCCCUUUCAUUUGCAACCAGGGUGGACCCUGCUCAGCUAAGGGGACAGGUCAUGCUUGCUACCACAAGACCAGCACUAUACCGGCAAUAUUGCCUGUAUGGACUUUUAAAGGUACCUCUCCCCUCCCCCACCUGCGCCACCCUCACUGGCCACCACUGGGUUGAACCUAGCCACUGUUACACAAUUAGUAAGGGGAUGAGAACUUUGUCUCUAUCCACACCAACUUUUAGAGAGGUGACAUCGUGGGGCAUUCUGGGAAGCAGUUCCAAAUACAUUCAAAAGCUUGUCAGGAAAGCUGUGUCUUCAGGAGCAUCUUUCAAAGAACUCAAAAAUAUUGGAAGUUUCUAAUUGUGUGUGAAAGGCUUAUUUGCAAAACCCAUGGUUGGAAAAGCAUAAAAGCCCAAGUCUCUAGCAAUGGGCAAAAUACAGUAUUUCAAUAUAUCAAACAAUGCUUGCAUCUGUUUGGCUCAAUCUCUUGCAUAUCUCUUUCUGUGUGGUUGGGGAGACCCCCUGUUUUGCAUUUACCUAGAUACUAAUGCUACUUAAUAGUACCUUAUACAUGUAGAAUCCCUUCUGAGUGUACAAAGCACAAGUCAGACAUUUUCUUAGUCCUAAUCUUCACAACAGCCUGGUGAGGUAAGCCAGGUUUGGCUCUCAAAUGUAGGUUUAGGAUAGGUGUAACUCCCAAUCAGUGUGUAACAGGAGCGCUGCUACGAUUGCAUUCCCAAUGUGGAGAUGCUGGGCAUUGAACGUGGGAGCUUCUACAUGCAAAGCAGAUGUUCUGCCACUGGGCUAUGGCCCUAUCCCUUGUGCUAGAGAUUUGAAGGAGGAGGGAAAAACAGGUGCAGAACUGUGUAAUGUUUACUGGAUCUGUGUUUUAAUAAGUCAUUCCUCACUAGGAAUUCAUUUUAGGCCACAUUGAUGAAAAGGCAGGCUAUGUUUUGCCCCUGUGCCUUCUUUGUACUUUUGAGGGAUUUGGAAACGAGAAUAGUUCUGGAUGAGACAGGACUGAUUGCACACUUUUUAACUGCAGCAAAAAUUAGCCAUCCGUUCAAAAGGAAAGAAAAUGGAUUCACAAACUGUAUUACAAUUGUUUAUUUGAGUCUGACAUGUGAUUUACUUGUUUAGGCUGCAAUCCCAUGUAUGGGACUCUUUAAGGUUGAGUCCCAUUCAACACAGUAGGGCUUACUUCCAAGUAAACAUGUAUAGGAUUGCAGGGCUGCACAAUUUCUGCCUGCUGGUUGGACUACAACUCCCAUCAUCCCAGACUCUUGGCCACCAUCUCUGGGGAUCAGUGUUCCCUGUAACAGGGAUUUUCAGAUGUUGUUGACUACAGCUCCCAGCAUUCCCUGCUGCUGGCCUCUGGCUGAGUAUUAUGGGAGUGUUAGUCAACAGCAUCUUGGAAUUCCUGUUACAGAGAACAUUGCUGGGGAUGAAGGGAGCUGUAGUCCAACAACAGUGGGAGGGGCUGAAGUUGUGUAGCCCCACACUAAAGUAAAGUGUGCCAUCGGUGUUGACUCCAGGUGGCUACAGAGCCCUAUGGCAGUUUUUGGUAGAAUACAGGAGGGGUUUACCAUUGCCAUCUCCCGCUCAGUAUGAGAUCCUAUAUUGCUGCUGCCCAAUAUAGGUGUUUUCCAUAGCCUGGGAAACAAACCAGCGGGGAGUCGAACCAGCAACCUCUGGCUUGAUAAUCAAGUCAUUUCCCUACUGCACCAUUAGGUGGCUUAGCCCCACACUAUAUGUUACUAAAUUCAAUUAAAGUGUGAGAAGUGGGGGAAGUCUGGUGGUUUAUUUUUCUCCUCAGGAUUGAGCUUAUUUCUUCUAUUAUUAGAAUGACAAAGUACAAGAUAUGAUCCAACCAUUUGCCCUGCUAGGAAUUAUAUAAGCACCCUCAAGUCAUGCUGAUUAUUUAAUGAUUACUUUUCUUUUUCUCUGUUGGUAAUUUACAUUCAUUGCACUGGAAAACAUCUCUGUGUGUUUUUAUUGAUCUUGUACCAUGCAUAGAAUUAUGUGCAAUUAAA